AUGAAAAACCAUUUUGAAUCUGCAAGUGAAAGCAAGAAAACUCUUCUUUUAAGAUGCAAAGAUACAAUAGAAUCGCUUGAACAAGAGCUUCAACAAGAAAAAGAAUUUAGAAUUGACGCAGAAAAGCAGUCUCGAGACCUUCUCCGAGAAAACAGUCUUCUCAAAGAAGAAAUCGACGAGCUGAAUCUUCAAGUAAACACUUUAAAAUACGAAAUUCAAUCCCAAACAGAAGAACUCGGCACAUUUCAAAAGAAAAAACAAAAGGCUUAUGAAGAGCUUGACGCCUGUAAAAUAAAUUUGGAAAAGGAAAAAGCCUUUUCACAUCAUAAUCAGCUUGAGCUUUCAAAGCUGCAGAACUUUAUAGACCAGCUCAGAGGAGAAUUAAAAAAUAAACAAGAUUCCAUUGAUGAAUGAAAUGAAGCAGUCUCCAAUGUUGAAGGGAAACUUAGGAGCUAUUCUGAAGAAAAUAAAAGUUUAAAACAAGCUGUUGAAAAAUAUGUUGCAAAAUGCGAAGAACUGCUAAACCAAAAUGAAGAACUUAAUGGACUAUGGACUGAAGCUAUAAACGAAAAUAAAGAACUCAAAAAAACAGCUUCAGAGCUUAGGAUUGAAAAAGAGCAAGCCUAUGAAAAAAUCAGAAGGGCAAACAUGCAAGUCCAUGAGCACUCUACUUAUCUUGAAAAAAGCAGCCAAAUUUCAGCCCAAAAAAUGCAGGAAAUAAUUGAUAAACUUGAAAACGAAAAACAAAAAUGCAGCAGGCUUGAAAAAGAAAAUAUCGAAAUAAAUAUAAAAAUUGAGGAAUUAAAAAAAAAUCUUGCAAUUCAAAGAGAAGAGUACGAAAAUAAAUUUUUAAUCACAAAAGAAAAAGAGACUGAGCUUGUGUUUGAGCUGGAAAAAACAAAGCAGCAAACAGAGAAGCAGAUUUCUAAGCUGAAUAAAGAAAUUCUUGCAAAGGAACAUUUGAUUGCGAAAAUGGAAGCAGAUAUAAGCUUCGCUAAACAAGAAUCAAAUAUGAUUAUGGAAGCCCAAGCAGCCUUACAAAACAAUUUUAAAGAAAUUUCUGAAAAAAAUUCAAAUUUAAAGUCAAAACUUAAAGAGAAAGAAGAGUCGAUAAAUGAAAAAUCAAAAAUUUUAUUCAGACUUGAUGAGCAAAUAAAGAUAAUUGAGGAAAACUCAGAAAGGGAGCUUAAUAGCCUAUAUGAUUCUGUAGAAAUUUUAAAGGAAACUUUAAGGUCUGAGCUUUUCCAAAAGGAGCAAGACUACCUCAAACAAAUCGAAGAAAUAAAGCACGACCAUGAAAAAAUGCUUGAAAAAGACACCCUCACACGAGAAUUUGACAUGGAAAGCUUCCGAAUUGAAGCCCAAAGGUCAAAAGACCACUAUAUUAAACUACUCUCCAUAAAAGAAGAAGAGCUUGACGUCUUAAAUCAAGACCGUAAAAAGCUCCAAGACGUCAUAUAUGAGCUAGAAGGCAAAGUAAAUGAUUUGAGCAUAACUCUUGACCAAUCUAUAAUCGAGCGCAAAAAAAUUAACGCAGAACUUGUCAGACAUAAAGAAAACGAUUUAGAAUUGUCCAAUAAAUCAACUAUCAGCAAUCUUCGUCUGCAAGAAGAAAACGACCAGCUUAAUCAAAGAAUGACUGAAGAAGCUGCAUAUUUUAAUCAGCUGCUUCAGCGAAGGGAUGAAGAAAUUACCCAGCUUAAAGACAAAUUUGAAGAAAGACUGAAAAAAAGGGUCAUGAUUUCUCAAGAAAAAAUAAGUAAUUGGAAAACAAGGCUUAGACAAGAAAUCGAAUUUUUCAGAAAAAGCGGAACACAAGAUAUGCAAGCGCUGAAUGGGUUUAUGGAUAGACUGGAAAAACUUAUAAGUAAUAUUUCGUUUUAA
Molecule: messenger RNA, 1884 nt
Organism: Blepharisma stoltei
Lineage: Eukaryota; Ciliophora; Heterotrichea; Heterotrichida; Blepharismidae
Source: the annotation of a GenBank genome assembly